AUGCCCUCUCUUUUGUUCGAUACUACCAUAACUCUGAACAACGGCGACAAGAUCCCUCAACUUGGGUUCGGCGUCUACCUCUCCCCGCCCGAGAUCGCCACGCGUACAGUCACCACUGCUCUUGAGGCGGGAUAUCGACACAUUGACUCGGCACAGUGGUACUUUAACGAAGCCGAAGUCGGCGCUGCCGUCCAGUCCUCCUCCGUCGACCGAUCCUCCGUCUUCCUCACGACCAAGCUCGGACAUGCCGAUAAAGUCCAAGAAAGGCUAGAGGAGAGUGUGGCCAAGAUUGACCCGACAUCGAAAGGCUACGUCGAUCUCUUCUUGAUUCACUCGCCUACUGCUGGGCCGGAGGGGAGACCGAAGCAGUGGAAGUUGAUGGAGGAGCUGGUGAAGGAUGGGAAGGCCAAGGCUAUUGGUGUGUCAAACUAUGGUCUGCGCCAUCUGAAGGAGAUGGAGACGUACGCGGAAAUACCGCCCGCAGUGAACCAGAUCGAGCUUCACCCCUGGUGUCAACAACCCGCCAUCGUCUCAUACUGCCAAUCUCACAACAUCGCGCUCGAAGCCUACUCGCCCAUGGUCCAGGGUACAAAAUCGUCCGAUCCGACCCUGCUCAAGAUCGCCGAAGAGACAGGGAAGAGCUGGGCCCAGGUCCUGAUCAGGUGGAGUCUGCAGAGAGGAUUCAUCCCCCUUCCGAAAUCCGACACCAAAGAACGCAUCAUCUCCAAUACUCAGGUCUUUGACUUUGAGCUUAGCAAGGCGCAAAUGGACAGCCUGAACGCGCUGGACAAGGAUGAGCACGUGUGUCUGAACAAUACCGAGGUGCCAUAG
Dioszegia hungarica is the source of this 831-nucleotide messenger RNA. Its product is annotated as Aldo/keto reductase. Lineage: Eukaryota; Fungi; Basidiomycota; Tremellomycetes; Tremellales; Bulleribasidiaceae. The record is from RefSeq and is a predicted model, not a curated record. Gene Ontology annotation, molecular function: oxidoreductase activity. The transcript has 6 exons. The coding region runs from base 1 to 831 and encodes 276 amino acids.